Messenger RNA from Botrytis cinerea B05.10, 1716 nucleotides. It is a transcript of the gene Bcppe1, whose product is annotated as Bcppe1. Gene Ontology annotation, biological process: protein demethylation. The transcript has 3 exons. The record is from RefSeq and is a predicted model, not a curated record. The coding region runs from base 156 to 1367 and encodes 403 amino acids. Lineage: Eukaryota; Fungi; Ascomycota; Leotiomycetes; Helotiales; Sclerotiniaceae. Gene Ontology annotation, molecular function: protein methylesterase activity.
GGGAGCUUCAUACACAAAUUGGUAUUUUUCUUCUAAAAUAAUCUGGUUUUCAGUCGAUAGCUUGCUGGGACUCGAAUUUGUUUCCCUCACAAAUGAUUUCCAGCAGACGAUAUAAAUAAAUUUCGCAGAGUUGGUUUCUGCAAAUAACCCUCAAGAUGAGCGAUUUACAAAGGUCCUUUGUUAAGCCUAAACUACCAAAGUUUGCUCCGCCAGAAUUCAACGAGGCCGACGAAGAAGAAGGAGAAGGGAUUGAUGUGCCUAGUGAACUACCCGAUCUGCCAAUAGAUGACGAUUCUUCCUCGGCAUCUUCAGCUUCAUCUACUGGCACCAUCAUACCAUCCUCGAAUCAGAAUUUGUUUGCUCGGCCGCAAGGUGUUCCCAAUAAACGAACGAUGGACCAGAUACCAUGGACGACUUAUUUUGAACGAGAACUGUUUCUCGAACGCAAGAUGGAAGCGGAGAUCAUAAUGCAUCAUGUAUACCUUACGUCUCCUGUUGGGUCAGCACCUUUGUUUGUUACGCAUCAUGGAGCAGGCUCAUCCGGUCUCUCGUUUGCUGUUUUGACGUCGGAGAUUCGAAAAAAGCUACCUUCUGCCGGUGUACUUUCCCUUGAUGCUCGAGGCCAUGGCUCUACGGAUAUCUCUCCAGAGGCAGCACUUCUUGAUCUUAGUCUAGAAACAUUGAGUUCAGAUCUGUUAUAUGUUAUUGAAACCACAAAAGACAAAAUGGGAUGGAAGCAACUUCCGCCUCUUGUACUUGUUGGUCACUCUCUUGGCGGUGCAGUUAUUACAGAUGUCGCAAAGGGCGGAAAACUGGGCAACUCGGUUCUUGGAUACGCAGUUCUUGAUGUAGUCGAGGGAUCUGCUAUGGAUGCUCUACAAAGCAUGCAAACUUACUUAUCGACUCGCCCACUAGGCUUUCCGUCACUGCAAUCUGGCAUUGAGUGGCACAUGAGAUCGAGGACAAUACGUAAUUCGUUGUCAGCGCGGACAAGUGUGCCUGGGCUACUGAAGCACAACGAAGAAGCCAGUGGAUCACGAUCGUGGACUUGGCGUACAAACUUGGGGGCCACUCAGCCAUUUUGGGAAGGUUGGUUUGUUGGACUUAGCAAAAAGUUUCUUGAGGCCAGAGGUGGAAAGCUAUUACUGCUUGCGGGGACAGACAGGCUUGACAAGGAGUUAACAAUUGGACAAAUGCAAGGGAAGUAUGCACUGCAAGUUUUCCCCGAGGCUGGUCAUUUUGUUCACGAAGACCUUCCUGAGAAGACAGCCAUGGUGUUGGUAGAUUUCUAUUCAAGAAACGACCGAAGUGCAUUGGUAUUACCACCAAAGGUAUCAGAUCUGAUUAGGGCUGGUAAAAGAGUAUGAACUCAGCUAGAUAUUUUGACGGCUACAGAAAAGGGGUUUCAACAAUUAUGAAAACCAUAUUAUUACUUCCUUAAAGCUCCUUAGGGAGUCAACGGCCGACAUCGAACAUAACCUCUCGGCGUAACGAAAAAUCUUGGGUUCUCUACGUGGCCUGUGUUUUGAAGCGUGGGGAGCACAGCAGGAUGCUUAAUGCGUGCACAGCGCAUUGAAGAUGGGAAAGCGGAAUUGCGGCUGAUGGGUUGUGGGUCUCAGCACCAUCCCACCAUUACUUUCCAUCGAAUUAGAUAUCCUGGUGAGCUUAGGUAGCUCGGGUCGCUUACUACACGUGCCGAAAUAUUCAAUACUUCCA